Messenger RNA from Plodia interpunctella (Indianmeal moth), 1342 nucleotides. RefSeq lists its product as uncharacterized. Bases 150 to 815 code for a protein of 221 amino acids. The transcript is spliced from 5 exons. The record is from RefSeq and is a predicted model, not a curated record. NCBI's taxonomy places the organism in Eukaryota, Metazoa, Arthropoda, Insecta, Lepidoptera, Pyralidae.
AAAAACAAGAAGGUCGAGUGUCAAAAUUUACAAAGAGUGACGUUUCAUCCAUUUGUAAUAAUUAAAAAAAAUAGCUGGGCAACAAUUUGGUGAUAAAUUUGUGAGGUUUUAGUGAAUUAGGACGAAUGGAUGCUUGAAUGAAAUAGAGGAUGUCAGAACAAGAGAAAAAAAGUGGGGGGAGUUCAGCUCCACUGGUGGUGGAGCCGAAGACGGCCAGCAAACACAAGCCCAUCAGGUCCACUGAGCUUCAGGAAGAGACCGUAGACCUCCACCGCAAACAUUCUCGAGGGCCCGUUGUUGAACCAUUUGCUGAGGACUCUAUAGAUUCUAGUCAAGAUCUAAAAGGAAGCGAUCAUGAAAUGUCAACCGAUAAACAAAAGCAAACCAUAUCUAAGAAAUAUUCAUGUCCCACAAGUAAGCGGGGACCCUCUAUGGAAACCAUCACCUUAGCUCCGGUAGACAUAGAAACCAAGCGAGACUCACCAUCAUCGCAGCAUCAGCAGCCUAUUCCAGCGAAUGUGGAAACGGUCGCUUCUCAAUCGGGCAACUUAUUAGCAGUUAAACAAGAUGUAGCGGAGAAGAAAGGAGACGAAGACAGCAUAACGGAGGAGAUUACAGAGUUGCGGACCACAGAUGAAGCGAAGAAACAUUCCGAAUGGUCUGACGAUGAGGAAGCGGGCGGGCUGCCGCGCAGCGAGUCGCGCGCGUCGCGCAUGUCGCGGGCCGUGCGGCAGCUGCUGUGCUGCGGCGUGCGGUACGAGGCUCCCUCCGAGGACGACAUCUCUCCCCGGCCAGGCUACGCUACUGGGAUCUAGACCCCCUCCAGGCCGACCGCCUCACAAAUACGCACAUACUCGCAUGUUACUGUAGCUGGCCAUUUCCGACCGCCGCGUGAGCACCUUCCCUGCUGCGUAAUCCCUUUAAGACAUAAAUGAAUGUAAAUCUACCCCAUCACCUUGUGAGUGUGUGGAACGCCACGUGUUGAGUUAGCGACGGCGGGUGGAGAUGGCCAGCUGCACAAUCGGAACAGUGUGACGACAUCACGUAAACCUAAGCCCUGUAUAUAAUAUAAAAGGAAUUAUAAAAAUCUUGAAUUGCUUUGAAACGUAAUAAAUAUCAAAAGUUCUGCAGAAAUAUCGCCGGAUUUGACCAAAACCAGUUUUCAGUUUUUGACAAUCUCAUUGUUAAUUUAUUAAUAGACUAUUAUUAUGAAUCUUACUCUAUUAGUAGCAUAUAUUCAUACGUUUUAAUAGUAUUAGUAAUGUAUUAUUACUAAGAAUAACAUACAGUUAUUGAUGUAUGGUGAUUGUAAAUUAAAGUUCGUUUCUAUUAACAAUCCAAA